CUCACUCCCCCCACCCCCUCCUGCCGAUAAGAAGCUUCGUCGCCGUCCCCUCCUCUUUUCUCCGUCCUAGCAAAAUCCUCCCCGUACCCAGAGCCAAGAAAGUAAAAGAGCUGAGGUAUUAAAGGCCGGAAGCCGGCGAGCUGCGGGAGAAAAAACUUUCUUUCCGGGGAGGAAAUCGGGACAGGGCCGGGUCAAAACCAUCUCUCCUGGCAAGCAACCUCGUCUCCGGUUGGUGCUGCUGCCUGCCGCUGCUGUCGGAGACGAGCGGGUAGGGGAGACCACGAGCUCGGACGGGCGGCUCGAGAAGAGGGAAGGGGGAGGAGCUUGUGAAGAAGCCUGAGAGAGGUAGCCAGGGAUCAAAUCAAAUCAAGCCAUGGACUCGGAGCACUGGAUCUCGCGCCUCGCCGCCGCCAAGCGGUACUACGCGGCGCAGCUCGGCCACAUCGACGAUAUGCCGGGGAUGGGGAUGGAGGAGGUGGAGAUGGAGAUGGAAGACGACGGGGACAUGGAGAUGGAGAUGGAGAUGGCGCUCGGGGACGCGACGUGGCCGGAGGUCGCCUGCCCUUACUGCUACGAGGACCACGACGUCGCCUCCCUCUGCGUCCACCUCGAGGAGGACCACCCCUACGAGCCACACGCCGCGCCAUGCCCCAUUUGCUCCCAAAGGAUUACAAGAGAUAUGCUUAACCAUAUCACCAUGCAACAUGGUUACUUGUUCAAGAACGGUCACAGGUGUCGCAGAUAUAUUAUUCCCGAGAGCCAUGCAAUUUCUUUAUUGAGCCGAGAUCUGCGUGGUACUCAUUUACAGGCUCUUCUAGGAGGUGGUCAUAGCCACAGAUCAAGUAACACAGCCACCACAAACAUUUCCAGUGAUCCUCUUCUUUCAUCAUUUGGCCUGAGUUUCCCAACAUCAGAUGCACCAGAGCCAUCAAAAUCAACACCUUCUAUGCCAGAUGGUGCCUCAGUACGUAAGGAAACACCAGCUCAGCCUUGGGAAUCAAGUAUUGACUCGUCUCUCACAAGCGAAGAAAGGGAACAAAAGAGGAAACAGGCCACUGACAGAGCAACCUUUGUGCAAGGCCUGGUGCUCUCAACUCUAUUUGGGGACUGACUGUUCAAACAGCCAUAGGUUCUUGCUAGAUGGGCGCUUACUCCUGCCUGGUCCCCAUAGUCUGGUAGUGCUCCACCAAGGUUGGUGGGUCUAACUCUGAUGGCAGGAGAAUUCGCCUGGAAGCUGUAGCCGCGUUCUUCUUUGUUGUUUCAGUAGAGCGCGGAGUUUCCGUGAUGAUACAGCUUUUAAUUUAAGCUAGCUGUUGUACCUUUAUUUUAUCAAUUUACCAGCCAGCAAUCCCAUAACUGUAACUCAUUGGUACAUUGUGUUUGUACUUUGUACCAACAUACAUAAUAGCUGUAACAUCUUCUAUACGAUGCAAAGAUGGCACUUGUAUGAGAGCAGUUGCCAAAGUGCAAAAUCCUUUAUGUCGUA
This is a messenger RNA of Setaria italica (foxtail millet), 1486 nucleotides long. Its product is annotated as protein DEHYDRATION-INDUCED 19 homolog 3. The transcript has 5 exons. Bases 374 to 1111 code for a protein of 245 amino acids. The record is from RefSeq and is a predicted model, not a curated record. NCBI's taxonomy places the organism in Eukaryota, Viridiplantae, Streptophyta, Magnoliopsida, Poales, Poaceae.